Messenger RNA from Alternaria burnsii, 666 nucleotides. RefSeq lists its product as uncharacterized. Bases 1 to 666 code for a protein of 221 amino acids. The transcript has 2 exons. Gene Ontology annotation, molecular function: acyltransferase activity, transferring groups other than amino-acyl groups. Lineage: Eukaryota; Fungi; Ascomycota; Dothideomycetes; Pleosporales; Pleosporaceae. The record is from RefSeq and is a predicted model, not a curated record.
AUGGACUCGAUCAUUCACACUCCACGCCUCAAGCUCACGCUCCUCACCGCCGCACCCCGCUCUUCUCAAGAAUUCGACUGGAUUCAUGAACUCCGAAGCGACAUACAGAGUUCGUGGUGGAGUCUCUACGGUCCCUCAAAGACUCCCGAGGAUACCGAAAAAGCAUUGCAGAAUAUCUUGCCGGUAUCGCGUCCAGAAGGCAAGGAGAAAGUGCACCGCUUCCCUUACGCUGUCCACAAGAUUGCCGGAAAUGAUGAGAGCGACCAGGAGCAAUUCAUCGGCCUGAUUACCCUCCGCACCCUGUCCACCUCUGAAACGAAGUUUCCUCCACGCGACAAGCACGGUUCAACUUCUACAUCGCUUUCACUCGAACUGGCUUACAUGUUUCUCCCGAGAGGUUGGGGGCGUGGGUAUGCUACCGAAUCUAUCACCGCUGUCCUCCAAGAAUGCGUGCGUGUACCGACAGCUCACUGGACCCCAUAUGAGAAAGUGGUUGUGAGAGCGAUUGUGAACGAUGAGAAUGAGGCGAGUCAGAGAGUGAUGGAGAAGUGCGGUAUGGAGGAGCCUGAGGUUAUAGAGUUCGACGGUGGGAGGUUCUUUAUCGCGGGAAAGUGGAGGACAAGACAUCGGUUGUUUGUGUAUGGUAGAGAGAUUGUGGUUGGAUAA